Messenger RNA from Tachyglossus aculeatus (Australian echidna), 555 nucleotides. Its product is annotated as homeobox protein notochord-like. The transcript has 3 exons. The record is from RefSeq and is a predicted model, not a curated record. NCBI's taxonomy places the organism in Eukaryota, Metazoa, Chordata, Mammalia, Monotremata, Tachyglossidae. Gene Ontology annotation, biological process: central nervous system development; neuron differentiation; regulation of DNA-templated transcription. Gene Ontology annotation, molecular function: DNA binding; DNA-binding transcription factor activity, RNA polymerase II-specific. Bases 1 to 555 code for a protein of 184 amino acids.
AUGCCUCCCCGCAAGCUGCCCUCCUUCCACAUCGAGUCCAUCCUGGCCCAGCCCGAGCCCCCCGCGCCACCGACUGUUUGGCCCCCUCCCCUGGCCCCCUCCUGGCCCCUGGGCUACUCGCUGGACGUCCUGCCUGGCCACCUGGGCCUCUACUUCAGCCCUCCUCCUCCAGCUGGACCCCCGGCCUGCCCUCUGGGCCUCGCCUGCCCCUCUGGAGGGCUGGAGCCGGCUGGGUUUCCGGGCUCGCCGCCGUGGCAGACCAAGGCGCCGGAGAAAGCGAAGCGGGUCCGGACGGUGUUCAGCGCCAGGCAGCUGGAGAGGCUGGAGGAGGAGUUUAUCAAGCAGCAGUAUCUGGUGGGAACCGAACGCGUCCAGCUGGCCACCAGCCUCAAGCUCUCCGAGGUGCAGGUGAAAGUCUGGUUCCAGAACCGGAGGAUCAAGUGGCGGAAACAGGGGCAGGAGCAGAAGGCGGCCAAGAGGCCGCCCCCGUCCCCGCGCUCGUCCGACGAGGGUGACCCGGGCUACCAAGACAACGCCAUGGACGGCGACAACUGA